Dibothriocephalus latus is the source of this 1233-nucleotide messenger RNA. The record is from the annotation of a GenBank genome assembly. NCBI's taxonomy places the organism in Eukaryota, Metazoa, Platyhelminthes, Cestoda, Diphyllobothriidea, Diphyllobothriidae.
AUGAUCGCGUUAUAUGUUUUAGUGGCACAGUUAUUUGCUCUUGCUAGUUGUGGCGAGCCUAUCUACUUUGAGGAGCGGUUCCUGGAUGAGUCACUGAAGGGUUGGACGACUUCAGAAGAGAACAAGGACACUUUGGGCAAAUUCACCUACGCAUCACCUAAAAGCGUUAAUGAUCCGAAGGAAGAUUUUGGACUUAAAACUUCACAGGAUGCUAAAUUCUACCACAUGUCGUCGAUGCUCAAGACGCCACUGGACACCAAGGGCAAAGAUCUUUGUGUCCAAUUCUCUGUUAAGCACGAACAAGAUAUCGACUGUGGUGGUGGUUACGUAAAGCUCCUCGGUAAGGACUUCGUCCCUGAGAAGUUUAACGGGGACACCAACUACGAAAUCAUGUUCGGGCCUGACAUUUGCGGCUAUGGCACGAAAAAGGUGCACCUCAUCUUCUCCUACAAGGGCAAGAAUCACCUUAUUAAGAAGGAGGUCCCUUGCAAGUCGGACACACUGUCUCACCUCUACACGCUUAUUGUCAAACCCGACAAUACUUAUGAAAUCUUGAUCGAUCAAGAAAGUGCUGCUAAAGGUUCACUCACAGAGGAUUGGGAUAUGUUGCCACCCAAGAAGAUUAACGACCCAAAUGUUUCUAAACCAUCUGAUUGGGUUGAUGAAGAGCAAAUGGACGAUCCCGAGGACAAAAAACCCGAGGACUGGGACAAACCGAAAACUAUCCCUGACCCAGAUGCUAAGAAGCCUGAUGAUUGGGACGAUCUCACUGAUGGCGAGUGGACCGCGCCUCUUAUUGACAACCCCGAAUACAAGGGAGAAUGGUCCCCUAAAAAGAUCCCGAAUCCUGCCUACAAGGGUGAAUGGGUACAUCCACAGAUUGACAAUCCAGAAUAUCACGACGAUCCUGAACUCUAUGCCAGACACAUUACGGCUGUAGGCCUUGAUUUAUGGCAAGUAAAGUCGGGCACAAUCUUUGAUAACUUUAUCAUCGCCACUGAUGUCGAGGCUUGCAAUAAGCAUGCACAGUACUGGAAGAAACGGUUUGAAUUUGAGAAGGAGGAGAAGGCAAAGGCCGAUGAAGAGGCCAAGAAAAAGGCUAAGGAAUCGGCACCUGAGUCCAUGCCCGAGGAUAUGGAUGAAGCAAAAGAAGAUGAACAUGAGACUGAGGAGAAAGAGAAAAAGCCAGAAGCGACCCCAGAAGAACCGCCCAAGAAACACGUCGAAUUGUAA